AAGAGAUGCGUACUGUGAGACGAGAUGGAGACCUCAUCACAGAGGACCACGAGCUGCUCAACCCUGAUGGAACUGUCACCAAGACCGUCACAACAACCGAUCACAAGACUGGACAGCGCCAAGUCUCCGUAUACAGGAUGGACAAGUCGGGGAUUGUGCGGAAGCUAGAUGAGAGUGACCUCAAGCUGUGGGCUGAAAGUGCGAAAAAGGAAAAGAUGAUGCAACAACUGAGAGAUCAAGUCACUGAGACCCAAGCGAAAAUAGAUGCAAUAAAAGAACAUCAUGAUAGAGAAGGCUCCAAGUCUGUGGCCUACGAGACUAAAGAUGGGCAAUAUCUGAAGAGAGUGGAAGAAGAUGCAGAGCCUGACAAGUUGGAUUUGGCUUACAGUAUUCGUAAUAUAAACAAACCCAUUGAACUGACUGCAAAACAACGAGCUAUGGUUGAAGAACACAAACAAAAUAUAUUAAACUACGGAACUCAAAAACUGAUCAAACAACUUAACAAGAAACUGCAUGACGAUAAGUUCAAUGAAAUGUACUCCCUUACUGAUAAUCAAAAAGAAAAAGUAAUAGAAUAUGGCAUCAGAAAACUACAUAGACUGUUGGAAAAGAAUUUAGACGAUGAAAGAUUGGUAUAUGAUGUCAUGUCAUUCAAUCCUGACUUUGGGAAAGUAGAUCUGAGUGGAAGAGGAGAAAGACACCUCCCAGGAAGUCAAUCAAUUUCCUUCGCUCUCAACCCAUACAAGGAAAUGUCUCCGGAAGAGUAUGCAAAGCCUAUAUCAUUUAACAUGAGGCCUGAGAGCAAACCUUUAACAGAGACUGAGAAUCAGGACGGUAAAAGGGUAGUUAACAAUGCAUAUAAAGCUAUCUGGAACAAGCUGAUGAACCAUGGGUCAAACCAAGAACAAGGAGGAGAGCUGAAAAAUAACAAUAAUUACUCCAAGGACAAUACAUAUGAUAGUGAUUCUGGGAAAACUUACCCGGGUAGGCAGUCAGUUACAGCGCAAGGGCGAAAUGAUCAGAAGGAUAUCAAAGAGAUCAAUAACUCAGUGAAAGAACUAAUAAAAAAUGAUGACUUCUACAAAAAGUCACCGUUAUCACCAGCCGAGAAAGAUGAUAUAAUUAACUACGCACUAAAUCAAGUAAGAUCUGUAUUUAAAGAUUCCGUAGAUGAAGAAGGUAAGGACAUCACGAAACGCAAAAAGAAAAUUGAUUUAUCACAUUACUUUGAUGAGGAUGAAAUUUAUGAGUAUGGCAAAAAAGCUUUGAAAAAGCUUGUGAGGAGGAGUUUGAAAGCUUUUGAUCUGGAUCAAGACAUGGUUGACAAAGAUCUUGACAACCCUGAUCAGUCUGCUAGGCGGGAUGCGUUCUUCCAAUAUUUGGGUGACAUUGUGGAGGGUAGAGUUAAAGAAUCAGAUCCUAUACCGUUACCAAGUCCAGUGAAGAAACAGACAAAGAAGGAAGAACAGGACGAGGAAAAUAAAUGGGACUACCAGUCUUUUCUAUCAAGUGUCUUUGGUAAGAAUGAAAAUGAAAAGAUCCAAAACCAACAAGAAAAACCAAAAGAGCAACCAGAGAAGAAAACAGAUUUCGAUUCCCUAUUUUCUUGGCUUAAGGAUCUGAAAGAAGACAAAACCGACUCCAACAAAGGAACAUCCCAGCCAAAUGAAAAUGUGUUAAAGGUUAAACCACACUUUUACCAGUUAGACCCCAAAACUGAUUCUAAAAAUGAGCAACAUGAUACUCAAAGUGAAACAAACAAUUUUGAUCUUAAAUCUCUUCUGAAGAAAAUCCAAGAAGCAGCAGUGAAAAAGUUUUCUAAUACCUCUGAAACAUCCAUUAACAAUGAGCUACCAUCAGGAAAUGUUAACAAAAAUGAUUCUCAUGAAAGGCAGCUGAAACAAUCCGAUGUGGAUCUAGCCAUGUCACGAAUCAGGCAGAAUAACAAUGAACCCUUGAAAAAGCCUACUACAAAACCGUCUUACUUCAAAGAAAGAAUUGCUGGGCUGGACUCUAUUCCUCGACCUACAAUAACAACGGUAUCACCACCUGGACGCAGCUCUGACUUAAGUGACCAAAUUUCAUUCAAGUUAAGACCUCAUAGCUAUGAAAAUACCAACAAACUAGAGGAUAAGUCCAGGCCAGAAAAUCAAAAGAAUGAUGCUUCAAAAUCUAGUUCUCAUGAGCAAGACUUUCAGCCUUGGUGGUUUGAGUCUCCGGACAGUUUUAUAAAGAAAGCAUUUGAAAAGCCAUUGAAGGAGCCUUUUAUUGAGACUCCGAUGAUAGAUGGUUCUUUUUCUAAAGCUAGAAAGGGAUUCUCAGCAGGUGAAGCUUUGAAAAGCAUUCUCAAUUAGAUUGGUUUACAAAUAAUGACUUUUUAAAUGGGUCUCUAACAAAAUACAAAUAAUAUAUUAAUUAAAAAAAUUAAAAUUCACAUUUAGCAAGAAUUAUUAGAGAAUGAUAGACUGUACAAGAAAUUUGGAAUACUUGAUUUGAAUGGAAAGAGGGUAGUAUACAACACAUAGCUGUAAAUAAAAAUACCAAGAGGAAACCAUUUACGUACGGUACUACAAAAAUAAACUGUAUUGUCUGACUAAAAUGUAUUGACUUAUCCUUGUAUAAUGGGAGGUAUUUAACUCAGAAACAAUUACCUAAAUGUAAAAUUUGUGACUACUACUUUAAUUUUACUAACAUAAUAUAGUCUUUAGACAACUUGGUCAGUUUGUAUUGGGUUAUUAUGCAUUAUUACUGUUCGAAUAAAGUUUUUAAGAACAUACAAA
Molecule: messenger RNA, 2780 nt
Organism: Macrosteles quadrilineatus (aster leafhopper)
Lineage: Eukaryota; Metazoa; Arthropoda; Insecta; Hemiptera; Cicadellidae
Product: putative autophagy-related protein 11
Exons: 2
Coding region: 6-2354 (782 amino acids)
Source: RefSeq, a predicted model, not a curated record